CUGCUGAUGCCAUGGGACCUGCGCACAGAGAGCAAGACUGCCAGAAAGAGGAGACAGGAAAGUAAGCUACAGAGAGAGAAAGAAGUGCAGCAAUGCUUAGAGAGGGAAAAACUCAACUCCAUAGACCGGUACCUCCUCAGUGGAGAUGAAAAGGUGGUAGUAUGUUCCUACUUCGCCCACCACCUGAAUGUGUUCAGCGUCAUCUCCCAGGAACACUUGCAUACACUUGAGGAUUGUUCGUCCAUUUUGAGUCUCCGUACUGCGGCACUCACACACUCAGGAAAACACUUAGUCAUCUCUAACUACAGUGAAACCCAGCAAUCUCCUUACGUCACUCUUUGGGACACGCAGCAUGGCAAGGUGCAAAAGAGACUGAAAAAUGAACCCGGAAUUUGUUGCAUGGCCAUCACAGAUGAUGCCUGCAGAAUUGCCUUUGGCAUUGCAAAGUGUAACAAAUUAAAGGUGUGGGAGCCUUUUAGGAGAAAGCACAAGAGCAUCUUGGGUUAUGGAAGUCUGAAGUUGAGUGUGUCCAGUAGGCUUUCCAUCACCAAGGGAGGAGCCAAAGCCAUUUUGCUAGCAGGUGAGGUGAGUGUGUGGGAUCUUGAUGCUGGGACAGUGUUGUCUGUCUUCACUCCUGACUCAAGGAUUCAGUGUGUAUCUCUUGUGGAUGAUGAGAAGUGCACUCUCCUCUUGGGUUUCAGUGACAUUUCCACUCUUAUUAUCAUGAGUCUUAGCCAACAGCGGGUUGCCGCACCAGGUAAAAUGGCUAGCCAUGACCAACUGUUUGGGGAGUCCAGCAGCAGUGAUGAAGAGGACUAAGACAAAUAAGCCAAUUUAAGAAAAUGUUUACAGGUGACAAAGUGAAUAUUUAUAACACAAGGCAUUAUGUUGCUGAUUCAUAAUUGUUGCGGAAGUAGCCUUAAGCAAUGGAAGAAAGAUUAAUCAGCAAUGUGAUCUGUCAUCUGCUGUUUUUUUAAUAGUCACAAGGUCUUGAGGUUAUGACAAAACUACAGAUCUCAGCUUUAUUGAGUGACAAUAGUGUACCACUCUGUAUAAAUUCAGAUUCAGAUUUUUGAUAAUCUUUAAUUCAAAAUGUCUUUUGAUGGUGGUAAAGGAAAUCUUAUUUUAUAUAAGUAUUUACAAGAUUUCUGUUUGAAAUUGCAAUGUUUGGUAUAAAUUUUAGUUCUGAAAACAGUCUGUGUCUUAUGACGUGUAUUUUAUUUUGGUUAUGCUGGUUUUUACUCUACAUAUUUUACUCUACAUAUUUUGCAAUAGGCUUUCCUGUUUCUUGUCACAUGAACAUCUUACAAAGAGAGUCGACAUUAAAAGAGCUUCUUCCUGUUUGCUUCAGUAGAUC
Molecule: messenger RNA, 1357 nt
Organism: Clarias gariepinus (North African catfish)
Lineage: Eukaryota; Metazoa; Chordata; Actinopteri; Siluriformes; Clariidae
Exons: 5
Coding region: 7-819 (270 amino acids)
Molecular function (GO): protein binding
Source: RefSeq, a predicted model, not a curated record